GCAGACCCAGACUCUACAGGACAACUUCUCCAAUCAGAUAUGGAUAACAUCGGAGCAUCUCAAUAUCGUCAAAGACGGAGUAAACUAAAUGAGUAUAAAUUUGGCCUCUUCUUCGAACUUUUUGGAACUUUAUUCUUUAUUAUUGCUGCUAUUGUCCGAUAUAAUCCCACUUGUCAGGCCAAUUUCGACAUUUUAUCUCACAGAGGCCACUUUGAGAGGAAGUCAAGGUUCCCAAAGCUUAGAGUCUAGAGGUGCAAUAUAAUUUUAGGUGCGAUUCUGAUACCUUAUUAUUUCAUCAAUCGUUGAAUCCAAUCAAGAGCAAGGACGAGGGCUCAGAGAAGGAGAAGAAGGAUCUUCAACAGGCUUGUCAGAAAGAUAUUCCAAAGCCCAGAUGAUAAGGAGGAAGAAACUGAGUGCACUAUCUGCCUCGAAGCCUUUGUUCCAGGAUGCAAGGUUGUGGUGCUCCCUUGAGACGAUCGACAUUUCUUCCAUGAACCAUGCCUAAGCAGAUGGCUUGACGAAUGAAUGGCCUGUCCUUUAUGAAAAGAGGAAAUUUCCUUACCUAGAAUUAAUAGACACAGAGAAUCCUGGAAAAGCGGUGGGAGAGUCAUUGGACGCUCUUUCAGACAGCGACCGGGAUACGAAAGUAUAAAUGACGAAUAAUUUAACAAACGUGAGGUGGAAAUUACACUUUCUCUUGAUCUCUGUGUUUUGCUAAUAAUUUAGUAUUAAUUAUCACUCUU
Moneuplotes crassus is the source of this 743-nucleotide messenger RNA. The record is from the annotation of a GenBank genome assembly. Lineage: Eukaryota; Ciliophora; Spirotrichea; Euplotida; Euplotidae.